AUGGAAGAGCAAAUUUUAAUUAAGAAGAGAAGCCACAUAAAGGCCAAAUUAACCAGGUUCAUUAACUUUCUAAACAAAUGUAGCAACAAUGAAGAAAAAAAGCAAGAAACAGCAGCGCGAUUAGGAAAUAUUGAAACAUUAUGGAGGGAAUUUGACGCUGUGCAAACAGAAUUAGAGGAUAAUAAAGAGACGGAGCUUCAGAGUGGAGAACGUGACUCUUUUGAAAACAAAUUUUAUCAAGCCGUUACUAGAGCAAAAAAUAUAAUCUCCGCGUCACGGAUAGAUAUUGCGCAACCGGAACAAAGAAUUGCAAAUCAGCCUAUUAACAUAAUACAACCAACUAAAAUGCGCUUGCCUACCAUCGACAUCCCCAAAUUCGAUGGCGGAUGGGAAAAAUGGCUGCCAUUUCGCGAUACGUUUAUCUCUAUGGUGCAUGAGAAUGCAAUGCUUUCUGCAAUUGAUAAAUUGCAUUAUCUGAGAUGGUCAUUAAUUGGGGAUGCAUAUAAACUCGUAGAGUCAUUAGAAGUAUCAGUUGAUGCCAUACAACAGCAUAUACGCACUUUAAAACGUUUGGAACAACCAACAGAAACCUGGGACACUCUCCUUAUACAGCUCCUUAUUCCGAAAGUAGAUAACAAUACAAGAAGGGAGUGGGAAUCAGAGAAAGCGGACAAGGAAGCGCUCCCCACCAUGAAGGAAUUUAUUACAUUUUUGGAAACCAGAUGUUCUUUCUUGGAGGCAUUAACGCGUACUAAUUCGUUAAGUAUAUCAAAAAAUGUACAAGGACAUUCGAAACAGCAGGCAGCUAAGCACAUUAGUCCGGUACAAGCUCAUGCUGGUACAGAAACAACAACGUGUCCAGUAUGUCAAAACAGCCACAAAAUAUUUGAAUGCUUGAUAUUUCGCAAUAUGUCAGCACAAGCUCGCCUUGAAAGGGUCAAGAGCAACAAACUAUGUUACAAUUGUUUAAAACAAUUUCACGGAAGAAAUUGUACUCACGGUUCUUGCAGAAAGUGUGGCAAACGCUACAACACGUUGCUACACAUAGAGCAAGCUGCUGAUUCGAAUGUCACCUCAUCAAAAAAUGAAAAGGAUAGUAUAAGCAAGCAUAGCGUUCCAAAUUCAACGGAAUCGAAUAGUAACUGCGAUGUAGCUGACAAGAAUGUAGUUCAAAGCGCGAGCAACUCUUUAUCUGCGUAUCAUAUGAGAGGCUCACUUUUACGCGUCUUGUUGUCGACAGCCGUAGUUCACAUGCGCGAUCAAUCUGGAAAAUUACAUGAAUGUAGAGCCUUAUUAGACUCAGGAUCAUAA
Solenopsis invicta (red fire ant) is the source of this 1311-nucleotide messenger RNA. RefSeq lists its product as uncharacterized. Bases 1 to 1311 code for a protein of 436 amino acids. The transcript is spliced from 2 exons. NCBI's taxonomy places the organism in Eukaryota, Metazoa, Arthropoda, Insecta, Hymenoptera, Formicidae. The record is from RefSeq and is a predicted model, not a curated record.